UCUGUAUACACUCUCCUUUGUGUUAAGCUAUCUCUGUUUCUUGAAUUUGCUGUGCAAAAAUGGCUGCGAUAUCAAAUAUGAUUUCUAAAGGUCCAGUGUUGGUUAAAGGUGCUCUGGCUUACUCGCGACCAAGGUUUGACUUGUUUUUGAAGUAUGCCAAGGUAGAGCUGACACCACCGUCGCCAGCAGACAUCCCGCAGAUCAGGAGCGGAAUACAGAAACUGCUCUCUGGCUUUCGUACCGGCAAAUGGAAGGAGACACCUGUGAAGGAAGCAUGGCUGAACACUCUUGUAACGACAGAAGUUAUAAUGUGGUUUUUUAUUGGUGAGUGCAUUGGCAAGCGAAGCAUAGUUGGAUAUAAAGUUUGAACAGCACCAGUAUGAAACUUCACUUGUCCAUGAACAACUUAUUGUAGGAAACAUGGAGAAAUCUGUAAAUGCCUGUUGUGUAGAGUGAUAUGUUAUCACAAAUAAAUAUUGUACAAAGUAAAA
Bacillus rossius redtenbacheri is the source of this 491-nucleotide messenger RNA. RefSeq names its product ATP synthase subunit g, mitochondrial (gene ATPsynG). Gene Ontology annotation, molecular function: proton-transporting ATP synthase activity, rotational mechanism. The record is from RefSeq and is a predicted model, not a curated record. The transcript is spliced from 3 exons. Gene Ontology annotation, biological process: proton motive force-driven ATP synthesis. The coding region runs from base 60 to 368 and encodes 102 amino acids. NCBI's taxonomy places the organism in Eukaryota, Metazoa, Arthropoda, Insecta, Phasmatodea, Bacillidae.